UCACGGAGGCUGGUACUCUGCAGCUCCUGCAGUCACAGCGUUUUCAUGCAUCGCUGUUCAAUUUCAACAAUUUUAACUGUCUCAUUAAAGUCUCUGGUUACUACGAUGUAUCCAUAUCAGUCUGAUUCCAUAUCGGUUCCACUGGGUUCUCAUUGGCUCUGCUUUGAGAGGCACCGCCGUCGCUUAGCAACACGUCAAAGACACGCUGUGUGGUCAUCAGUGUUGGGCUCAUUGCACAUAUUAUACUUACUACAUUUCUCUGAAGUAUUGCAGUACGUUACUUAAUUACUCCCAGGAGAAAGUAACUUAUUACCUUAUCUUUGCGUUUCUCUGUAAAAUGUCUCAUAAUUAUUAUUCAGCAGGAUGAACCUGACGAGGACACACACACACACACACACACCCAAAUACUCACAGCAUGAAGAUGAAAACCAGCAUAUACGGGGUCAGCGCGGUUGCCAUGGUGAUCCGACCGCUCCGCAGUGUGUUACCCGUGAAAGUUCAGGCUCUGGCUGCUUUAUUUCCUCCUCCUCUGCUGGCACUAAUGUACCCAUGCCAGUUUGUGCCAUUCACAGCAUUUUAAUAUAGAGUUUGGUGUCACGUGACUUCCUCCCACAGGACGGCUUUCCGGGACAAAGACUGGAGCCGCCUGGCUCAGCUGAUGGACCAGAACUUGGAGCUGCGCCGGUCGAUUUACACUGAUGACUGUCUCGGCCCUGGGAAUCUCAAGAUGGUUCAGCUGGCGAGGCAGUUUGGAUCGGCAGUGAAGUUACCCGGCAGUGGGGGGGCGGUGGUGGGUCUGUGCCUGGACCAGGCGAGGCUGGUGGAGAUGAGGCAAGCUUUCCAGGAGGCAGGCUGUGUGUUCUGUGUCAUCUCACCAUAUAACCCAUCUGCCAGCGCUGUCGGUGGCCAACACUAACCUCACACAUCUCCACACGACUCGGUCGCCUCACUCGGGGCCAACUCACGGCCGUGGCACAGUGUGGCCUUGCACGUGCCUGAAAGAGCUCCAGUGUCGUUUCAAAGACUGAAUCACUACAGUGGAGAACAAAGCUCCUGAUGAGUUAGAUGAAGGAAACAAUAAGUUAUAAUCUCCACUUACUGAUAGUUUGUUCAGGAUUUUACCGGAUGGACCGCCCUCCUCCCAGAAAUAAAAGGAAGCAUUUUUUUAAUAUAGUUUAGAUGGCCUUUAUGCAUUUUAAUAAUUUUGUAUUUCAUAGAAUUCAAAAUGUGCCAGAAGUGCAAUAAAAUCAUUUUCAAUGUCCUAAUAUAUCCAUGUUUGUGACGGUAGCUACAGCAGGUCAGACUGUAGUACUGCCAACUGAAAGUGUUCAUAAUAAUGAGGAAAAUAAAGUGAUGAAUGAACCAACAGUUUGUAUCUAGUAUUAUAAUGUGUCUGAUGUGUUUUCAGUCCUUUACAGAACAAUCGUUUUAUAUGAAACUGUGUCUGUGCUGCCGGUUUGGAGCCUGUCAGUGCCGCCCAGCACUAACGGCCCCGCUGCUGCUCUGCUUUCAUGUGCAGCCGUGGAAACGUGAUGCACUGCUGUCCUACAUAAUCAAACUGUAUUUUUACACAUAAUAAAGGCAGCUUCCACAGCGGGUCGUGUCUGUGUUUCACGCAAUAAUAAAGUCGCCAGUGUCGGUGGGUGAGCCGCGCUGUGCUGCUUCCUCCAGUGGGCGGAGUAGCGGGCUCUGCCUGGCCGCACAGCGCUGCUCUCUCUGCCGUGCAGUUGCCGUUAUCUCUCCACUCAUGCGGACCCAGCUGAGGCUCAUGGACUAGCCGGAGGUGAAGUGCUGGACUGAGUCAGACUGCAGUGGGCUGAGUGAGGCCGGUUGAACAUGGCUGCUAAAGAAGACCUCUACAGCAAAAUCCUCCCUCGGAGGCUCCGGCAGAACCGAGCGGGCUCGAUGAAAUGCAGCUCCAGCCUGGACGUGCUGCUGUCCAUGGGCUUCCCCAGACCAAGGGCACUCAAAGCUCUGGUGUCGACUGGAGGUCGCAGUGUCCAAGCAGCAUGUGACUGGCUGUUUUCACACGUGGACGACCCGUUCUUGGACGACCCGUUGCCGAGAGAGUACGUCCUCUACCUGCGACCCAGCGGGCCCCUUCAGAACCAGCUCUCCCAUUUCUGGCAGCAGAGCCGGGUCACCUGUGGCAAAAACAAAGCCCACAACAUUUUCCCCCAUAUUACGCUCUGCCAGUUCUUCAUGUGUGCAGACCAGAAAGUAGAAGCUCUGUGCGAAGCCCUCCAGGCCACCGUACAGCAGUGGCGGGGUCGGUUUCCCAGCCCACUGCCCUUAGAGCUCUACACAUCUUCUAACUUCAUCGGUCUUUUCGUGGAGGAGCAGGUGGCCGAUAUCCUCAAGCAGUUUGCAGCUGACUUUGCCGCAGAGGCUGUCAGGAAGGCAGAAGUCCACGUGGAGCCUCACAAGAAGCAGCUCCAUGUAACUCUAGCCUACAACUUCCCCAGUGACCACCUCCCCUCACUGGAGAAACUCGCUAAGGGCAUUGAAGUGAAGCUGGGAUGUGAUUGGCUGGCUGUUCUGUUCUCCCGGGACAUUCGUUUUGCUAACCACGAGACCCUGAGGGUGAUGUACCCCUACAUGCCACAGAACGACGACGAGCUGGAGCUGGUUCCCGGGGAUUUCGUCUUUAUGUCUCCCGUGGAUCAGAACAGUACCAGCGAGGGCUGGGUGUACGGGACCUCACUCGCCACCGGGCUGUCCGGCCUGCUGCCUGAGAACUAUGUCAGCCUGGCGGAUGAAUCUGACACCUGGGUGUUUCAUGCCUCCCACUCGUUCUUCAGCUGUGAGCCCAGUGACAAGGCCAGUAAAGACAGAGGCCUGUUUGACGGACUGCUGGACAGCCGGCGUCCCGAUAGCACAAGUCCCGGAGACACACCGUCACUAAGUCUCAUCUGUCAUCCGAUGCAGCAGGUCCUGCGGAUCAGCGGGGGUCACUCUCGGCAACCCAAGCGGACUCUUUUCGUGUGCCGCCACGGUGAGAGGAUGGAUGUGGUCUUUGGCAAACACUGGCUCUCCCUCUGCUCAGAUAGUAAAGGUAGAUACGUACGUUCCAACCUGAACAUGCCUCCCAGUCUGCCUCUGUGGGGAGGACAGAGAGACUAUGACAUGGAUGCUCCCAUCACUGUGUUUGGAUCCACCCAGGCCCGGCUUGUGGGUGAAGCCCUGUUAGAGAGCAACACAGCCAUAGACUUCGUGUACUGCUCUCCCGCUCUGCGAUGUGUUCAGACUGCACAGAACAUCCUAAAAGGCCUACAGCAGGACAGCAAGCUGAAGGUGCGAGUGGAACCGGGGCUUUUCGAAUGGACCAAGUGGGUGUCUGGGAGCUCAAUGCCUGCAUGGAUACCUCCCACCGACCUGGCUGCUGCACACUUCAGUGUCGACACAACUUACAGACCUCUGAUCCCAGUCAGCAAGCUCACUGUGUCCGAGUCCUACGAGAACUACAUGAGUCGGAGCUAUCAAGUAACCAAAGACAUCCUGUCAGACUGCAAAAACACUGGAAACAACGUGCUGAUUGUAGCCCACGCUUCUUCCUUAGAGGCCUGCACACGCCAGCUGCAGGGCCGUAGCCCACAGAGCGCCAAGGACUUCAUCCAAGUCGUCCGAAAGAUCCCCUACCUGGGCUUUUGCUCCUGUGAGGAGCAGGGGGACACGGGGGUGUGGCAGUUAGUGGACCCUCCCAUCCUGCCCCUCACACAUGGACCAAACCACAGCUUUGACUGGAGGGAGACGCUCCUGCAAGAAUGACAGCAGCCUGAUCGGACCCUCUGAUACAGUGGCACCGCCGCCCCAACCCCGCCCUUCCUCCAAAUACUGGAACUUUCCUCUUUCAGCCCGUUCAGCAGAGAAAGCCUCGGCUUUCGGCCCCAGGUGACCAACCCAGCCAGUGAGUGGUGACAAAGUUUGGCAGCGUGGCUGAGUGUUCGCUCAACAUUAAGCACGCUCAGAUAUCAUCCACCCAGUCUCAGGAAAUGUUGUGAAAUUAGCACCAAGAUCAUAAGACAGCUGUUCUCCCCCCCGUAUUAAAAAUAACGUUUGAUUGAUUUUAGUGAGAAUUCCCAGUUUGAUCUAUUGAGUUGUGAUGUUAGCACACAGUAGCAUUCUGGCUAUAGGUGCAAAUGUUUUUGAAGGUUUUCUAUCGAUAACAUUUGAGGCUAUAAUUUUUUUUAAAGUGUGAAAUUAAAAUCUGUCUUAAACGCGCCGAUGUUUAUUGUAGAAAGGCAUCAGAUACUGUUUUAUUCUAACCUUAGAAUAAAUGACAUCAUUUGUAUGCUUUAAAAACAUGGCUUUAUGUAAACCUAUAUGAAGGAUCCUGAACACUUUUUGUUCUGUGGUGGAGUUUCUCAAAGUUUAAUGAGACUGUGGGCGGUUUGUAAGGACACUGAAGCACAAACAACAGCCUAGUAUUAUUGGAGGUUUAAUGGCGUUGGCGUCCCGUGUCCUGCCGCUGCCACAUAACUGGCUGAGGUAGAACAUUUACGCCACAGCUCAUAGUCUUGGUCACACCCUCCCGAUGUCCCCGUACAAUGCAUCCCCCCGCUGUCGUCUCCAUAUGUAGCACACUGAGGGUACCAGUGUCUCUGCAGCAACGUCACAACCUGCAAUACCGACAAUCACACAGUAGCUUCUUGAUUCUGGUCCAGCAGCAGUUUGUGUUGUUCAGACGCUCUCAACGAUCAGAAACGUCUUCCACUUUUAUUUGUAUUUAUUUAUAAGCCUUUAUUGUUACAAGCAAAAAUAAUAAAAACAGGUAUCAUUUCUAACAGCAUGCAAGAACCUAUGCUCUGUAUCUCAGGUGUUGACUACAUUUAAGACACACACAGUGUGUGUCUGUGGGUGUGUGGUUUGAAAACUGUUUCCUUGAUUGACUGUGAUGUUGCCCCUCUCUAAGAUUAAACUGAUGUACUGACUGCCAUCAGCAGCUGUAGCAGAAACAACGUAUUCACACAUCUGCUCUUUUAUCCCGCUGAGUUUGGGGAAUCCUGGCUCAUGCUGACAAUGCAAAAUGAGUUCCCACUGCAAUCUAAUGCCAGCUUCUUCAUACGCACUAGCAAAGUAGUCUGCGUUGUUCCAAGUGCAGAGCAGCUUCCAUUGCUAACACGAGAGCUAAGGCUGUGUUCACAUAUAGCAUCAUGGUGUUCAUCACAAACGCCACAGAAAGAGCUCGACAGCUUGAGAAAAGCUACUCAGUGCUGAUCAUUUUAAAAAUGUGUGAGGAGAGUGCAGCCUAGACACAACCAACUUUUAGAAGAACUGCUCCUUUAAAGAAGCAGUUUGGCACAGCUGGGAAGUGUAGUCGUUUGCUGCACUCCAGCUGUACGGUGCCAUGUCUGCUACAGACAACAGUAGAGCUCCACUCGGUCACAUUACAAGUAAAAGCAGCUGAAUCCAGUCUGGUGGAUAUAGAAAAUUCAAGACUAACAACAGCGUUUGGUAAUUUAAUAAUCUGUUAUAAGAUUGACUGGUUCUAAACUAUUUGUUUCUAUUUUGUAAACUGUGUCACUUUCAAUCAGAUUUUUAAACUCAGCUAAUCCUUUGUUGACUAGCAUGAAAGGAAAGUAAACCGGAUUCUGUCAAACUGUAAUUUAUGAAGACCAAACAAUGAAUUUUGCUCUCAGAGUAAAGAAAGAAGCUGCAGGAACACACCUGCAUUGUAAAAACUGUAUCAGCAGUCUGCAAUGAAACCUCCGUGAGAAGCAUCAGUCAGGAAGAACACAGCAGUGGUGACGCGCUCCUGAUGCUCGAGUCAGUCCAUGCAGUGAAGACCUCACAUCAGACCUGCUAAACACUUGUAGCAUUGCUGAAUUCAGUCACUGUGUUACUGCACAGUGGUCACAGAUGCAAGUGUGUGUGGGUGAGAGUCACUGCUCCCACACGAAUGUGAAAGUUUCUUCCUGUUUAAUAAAUGUCCAACAUUCAGGAGCAACAUAAAAAGUCUUAAUCUGUGUGAAAAAUGACAAGGAAGAAGCCAUGGUGUUCCUUUACUCUUUAUUUAUUGUCUGAUUAUAUCACCACAUGUGUACAGCACUUAUUUUAAAGGGACUUUGGAAACAAAAUGUUGGCUUGUAAUUUAAACAUCGAGUGUGUGUGCGUGUGUGUGUGUGAGAGUGUGUGCACGUGUGUGUGCGUGUGUCUGUGUGCAUGCACGUGUGUGUGUGUGUGUGCGCGCUUUUAUCUCCAUUUUCUGUCUCGUUCUGAGGUAUAAAGAGCAGCUGCGCUUUUUAACGGCUGUAAUAUUUUCAUAGUGAUUAAUGUGUGAGCGUCAGCCUACGACUGAACUAUGACCCUUUGUGUUUUGUUCUGAUGGAAGCUGAAAUAAAAGCAUCGUUUUUCUCCAUAACUGCAGUCUUACUACACGUGUGCAAGUUAUUGUCUGUUUGACUUGAUUGAUUUGAUGCAAUUACUGUAAAGGAGAAUGAGUCAAAUAAAAAUCAAUACCUGA
Oreochromis niloticus (Nile tilapia) is the source of this 6463-nucleotide messenger RNA. Its product is annotated as ubiquitin-associated and SH3 domain-containing protein B. The record is from RefSeq and is a predicted model, not a curated record. The transcript has 17 exons. Gene Ontology annotation, molecular function: protein binding. Bases 1837 to 3768 code for a protein of 643 amino acids. Lineage: Eukaryota; Metazoa; Chordata; Actinopteri; Cichliformes; Cichlidae.